This is a messenger RNA of Pelobates cultripes (western spadefoot toad), 711 nucleotides long. The record is from the annotation of a GenBank genome assembly. Lineage: Eukaryota; Metazoa; Chordata; Amphibia; Anura; Pelobatidae.
AUGGGCGGCGGGAAGAAAGCCCAAAAUUCUUCAGUCGCGCCGAUCUUCAGGCAGAAGCCUGAACAACAACGGGCGCCAUCUUUAGAACCCCCACAGACGGACUCGGAAUCCGAGGUGAGCAGCCAGGCACACUCUGAAAGAUCAGAGGCACCACUGACCAGGAGGGAUAUGAGGGGAUUCCUGGCAGAUUUCAAAAAAUCAGUGGCAGAGGAACUGGACAAAAGGCUAUGCCCCAUACUAGAAGGUAUGGCAGACCUCUCAGCCCGUGCACAGGCCACAGAGGCCAAAAUGGCGGACACAGAUGAAAGGAUUCAAGCCCACGGCACUGAAAUUCAAUACCUACCUGAUCAAUUACGCUCCCUAGAAGAAACCAAUGAAGACCUCAAUAAUAAAACGCGCAGGAACAACAUCAGGGUAAGGGGCAUCCCAGAAACAAUAUCAACUGACCUCCUCUCUGACACCCUCACAGAGGUAUUCCAAAACCUCCUGCCGGAGGCCACAGCAGCUGAUUUAUUGAUGGACCAGGCACACCGGGCACUGCGAGCCCCAAGCGCCAAUGCCGCCACAGCUAGGGAUAUUGUGGUGAGGCUCCACUUUUACCAUAUAAAGGAGAGAAUUAUGCGAGCUGCCAGGGACACCCCCAUUGAACUGGAAGGAGUGCCAGUCCAACUAUUUCAAGACCUGGCACCAACUACCCUAAAACGGCGGUGA